Molecule: messenger RNA, 927 nt
Organism: Priapulus caudatus
Lineage: Eukaryota; Metazoa; Priapulida; Priapulimorpha; Priapulimorphida; Priapulidae
Product: coiled-coil domain-containing protein 8 homolog
Exons: 1
Source: RefSeq, a predicted model, not a curated record
AUGACACUCGCGUUGCCACGGGCAACGACACUCGCAUCGCCGCGGGCAACGACACUCGCAUCGCCGCGAGCGACGACGCUCGCGUCGCCGCGGGCAACAACACUCGCGUCACACCGCGGGCAACGGCAUUCGCGCUGCCGCGGGCAACAACACUCACGUUACACUGCGGGCAACGGCACUCGUGUCACUGCCGGCAAUGACACUCGCGUCGCCGCGGGCAACGACACUCGCGUCGCCGCGGGCAACGAUAGUCGCGUCACACCGCGGGCAACGACACUCGUGUCACUGCCGGCAAUGACACUCGUGUCGCCGCGGGCAACGACACUUGCAUCGCCGCGGGCAACGACACUCGCGUCACACCGCGGGCAACGACACUCGCGUCGCCGCAGGCAACGACACUCGCGUCACACCGCGAGCAACGACACUCGCAUCGCCGCGGGCAACGACACUCGCAUCGCCGCGAGCAACGGCACUCGCGUCACACCGCCGGCAAUGACACUCGCGUCGCCGCAGGCAACGACGCUCGCGUCGCCGUGGGCAAAGACACUCGCAUCGCCGCGGGCAACAACACUCGCGUCACACCGCGAGCAACGGCACUCUUGUCACACCGCCGGCAAUGACACUCGCGUCAGCGCAGGCAACGACACUCGCAUCGCCGCGGGCAACGACACUCGCGUCAGUGCAGGCAACAACACUCGCAUCGCCGCGGGCAACGACACUCGCGUCGCCGCGGGCAGCGACACUCGCAUCGCCGCGGGCAAUGACACUCGCGUCAGCGCAGGCAACGACACUCGCAUCGCCGCGGGCAACGACACUCGCAUCGCCGCGGGCAACGACACUCGCGUCGCCGCGGGCAGCGACACUCGCAUCGCCGCGGGCAACGACACUCGCGUCACACCGCGGGCAACGACACUCGCGUCGCCGCGG